Messenger RNA from Gadus macrocephalus (Pacific cod), 3006 nucleotides. Its product is annotated as plakophilin-4-like. The record is from RefSeq and is a predicted model, not a curated record. Gene Ontology annotation, biological process: cell-cell junction assembly; cell-cell adhesion. Gene Ontology annotation, molecular function: cadherin binding. NCBI's taxonomy places the organism in Eukaryota, Metazoa, Chordata, Actinopteri, Gadiformes, Gadidae. Gene Ontology annotation, cellular component: nucleus; cytoplasm; adherens junction.
AUGUUCUGGAGGCCGACUUCUCCCCCAAGAAUAUACUGGAACCUUCUGUUGUCGGCCAUCACCUUGUGUGUGUGUGUGUGUGCGUGUGCGUGCGUGCGUGCGUCCACAGGGAGUUUUGCUUGGCGGGACCCUGAGCUCCCGGAGGUGAUCCACAUGCUGCAGCACCAGUUCCCCUCCGUUCAGGCCAACGCCGCCGCCUACCUCCAGCACCUCUGCUACGGAGACAACCGCACCAAGGUGGAGGUGUGCCGGCUGGGGGGCAUCAAGCACCUGGUGGACCUGCUGGACCACAAGGUGCUGGACGUGCAGAAGAACUCGUGCGGCGCCCUGAGGAACCUGGUGUACGGCAAGGCGCUGGACGACAACAAGGCUGCCGUCCGCUCGGCCGGGGGCGUGCCCGCGCUGCUGCGGCUGCUCAGGAAGACGGUGGACGCAGAGGUCAGGGAGCUCGUCACAGGCGUGCUGUGGAACCUGUCGUCAUGUGACGCUGUGAAGAUGACAAUCAUCCGGGACGCCUUAACCACCAUGACCAACACUGUGAUCAUCCCCCAUUCCGGGUGGAGCAGCUCCACCUUCGACGACGACCACAAGCUCAAGUUCCACACUUCUCUGGUGCUCAGGAACACCACCGGCUGCCUCAGGAACCUGAGCUCUGCGGGGGAGGAGGCCAGGAAGCAGCUGCGUACGUGUGAAGGGCUCGUGGACUCUCUGCUCUACGUCAUCAAGGCCUGCGUCAACACCUCCGACUUCGACAGCAAGAUCGUGGAGAACUGUAUCUGCACCCUGAGGAACCUGUCGUACCGCCUGGAGCUGGAGAUGCCCCCGUCGCGGCUGCUGGGGGGCCAGGAGCUGGCCGGUCUGCUGGACGGGGAGACGGCCGACCUGGAGACGGACUCCAGCUGCUGGGGCCGCAAGAAGAAGAGGAAGAAGAGGAGCCUGCAGGAGGACAUGUGGGACGGUGUUGGGCCCAUCCCCGGCUUCUCCAAGCCCCCCCAGGGGGCUGAGAUGCUGUGGCACCCGGCGGUGGUGAAGCCCUACCUCACCCUGCUGGCCGAGAGCUCCAACCCCGCCACGCUGGAGGGGGCGGCGGGCUCCCUGCAGAACCUCUCCGCGGGCCACUGGAAGUUUGCGUCGUACAUCCGCGCGGCGGUGCGUAAGGAGAAGGGUCUGCCCAUCCUGGUGGAGCUCCUGAGGAUGGACAACGACCGCGUGGUCUGCUCCGUGGCCACGGCCCUCCGCAACAUGGCCCUGGACGUCCGCAACAAGGAGCUCAUCGGUAAGUACGCCAUGCGGGACCUGGUGAACCGGCUCCCCGGGGGCAGCACCACGCAGCUGUCGGAUGAGACGGUGGCGGCCGUGUGCUGCACGCUCCACGAGGUCAGCAGCCGGAACAUGGAGAACGCCAAGGCCCUGGCCGACACCGGCGGCAUCGAGAAGCUGGUGAACAUCACCAAGACCCGCGGGGACAGGUACUCGCUGAAGGUGGUGAAGGCGGCCGCGCAGGUGCUGAACACGCUGUGGCAGUACAGAGACCUGCGCACCAUCUACAAGAAGGACGGCUGGAACCAGAACCACUUCCUCACCCCGGUGUCGACCCUGGAGCGGGAUCGGUUCAAGUCGGCGCCCUCCCUCCCCACCGGCUCCAUACAGAUGUCCCCCGUCAACCACACCGUGGGGAGCACCGUCUCGUCGCCUGCUGUGCUGGGCAUCAAGGAGAGCCGCUCAGAGUACCAGAGAGCUCCCUCUACUAUGCAAUUUUAUAACCACCAAGGGGACAACAGCAGUGUACAUAAAAACCAAUACACAGGAUCGGGGAAACCGCCGCCGCAUUACUACAGCUCGCCCACGAGAGAGGAGCCCAGGAGGACGCAGCCGGUGUACUACGCUGAGGACCCCGGUCGGAGGAACUAUGAACCCUACAGGAUGUACCUGCAGGCCCCCCGGGGCUACGACGAGCAGUACAUGGACGAGGUCAUCACCUAUCCCCCCGCGGCGGCCGACUACGUUUCCCAUCACCCCAUCGGACUCAAAUCCACCACCAACUACGUGGACUUCUACUCUAGCACACGCAGACCUUCCUACAGGGCGGAGCACUACCCCGGAUCCCCCGACUCCUGGGUAUAGGUCUCGGGGGGGGGGGGGGGGGGGGGGGGGGGGGGGGGGGUCUAGCAGCAGUGAUGAUAUGAGGAACCCCUUCUCCACCGGUUUUCAAACAAGAUUUAAUUUGCCAAGAAUUCGUCUACUCCGACGCUGAAAAAAGACGCUGGAGGUGGAGAAGGGGAAACUGAUGAACUCUUUCAUGAAUCUCUGUGUGUGUCUGUGCGUGCGUGUCUGUGCGUGUGUUGGUUGUAAAGUGAAUGUGGCGGCGAGUGAGUUCAGAACCAGAUGAGAGAGGGAGGACGUGAAUGUGAGCCUAAAGAAGGAAAACAAGGAAUGUUUUUUAUUAGUUUGAAGAUGGAAUCAUCCAGUGGGUGUGUGGACGACGGCGGUUAUCAGGGCGUGGUUGUUUUGAGGAGCGAGCGUCCUACUCUGUCUAGAUGUGUUGGGUCUUUAUUUACAUGGGGAUGUGUAGGUACAUGGGGAUGUGUAGCAGAGAUGUGAGCGGCGUGAUGCGUCAUGUGAUGAGAUAUGUGAGGCCAGGAUGGAGGAUGUGUACGUGUACGUGAUUGGUUCAUGAACUCAUAUCUGUAAUCAAAUUUAAAAAAGAGAUACCAAUAAAAAAGUCAACUAAUGUUAGUUUGUACAGAGGGAUCAAAAAAUGUAUUGUUCUGAAUGUGGAAAGUCUGUGUGUAUGCCUUUUGAGUCUUGUACAUUUUCUUCUGUUUUACUGUAAAUACAAAGAAAGAAAAAUCAUGUUACCUACUUUGAAAACUCAUCAGCACUGUUGUAAAGAAACAAGUGUCCCACGUUAAAACUCUAUAGAUAUAUAUAAGUAGUGUGAGGCAAGGAGAGAUCAUAACUCAACCGUGCAGCAAAGGUAAUAAAAGUUAUCUUGUUUUUUACAUG